AUGCCCGACUCCUUACCUCCCCUCCCCGCCGAGUACGCCCGGGGCCUCGAGCUCAUUGACGCUGCCCACGCCGAGGACCCGAGGACAGCUUCAGGACCCGAUGGAACUACUCUCCCUUACGAGCUUGAUUAUGCCCGAAAGAUGACCAAGUGGCUCGCUCUCCGAUCCCCAUCCGCUAGCCCUGUGCUCCAGCUCGCCUGUCGAGCUCAGCACUUUAGGAGAUGGGAGAUCCCUCGAAGCAGCUAUCCCAUGACCCGUCCGGGUUAUCUCACUUGGCGCGCAAAGCUCAAGACCCAGGCCGCCGUCCAAGUCGCCGAGUUGCUGGCUUCACCAGAAAUCCAACCCCCGAUCCCUGAGGAGGAUCGAGCCCGUGUGGCCGCCCUGAUCCGGAAAGAGAAUCUCAAGUCAGACGAGGAAACUCAGGUCCUCGAGGAUGUGGCCUGCCUGGUCUUCCUUGAUGACCAGUUUGACGACUUUGAGAGCAAGUCGGACCUCGACGAAGACAAGAUGGUUGGCAUUCUUCGCAAGACCUGGGGCAAGAUGGGCGAAAAGGGGCAUCAACUAGCUCUCGAGAUGAACCACAGUGAUCGAGCCAAGGAGCUGAUAGGAAAGGCACUCGCCGGAUGA
Fusarium keratoplasticum is the source of this 627-nucleotide messenger RNA. RefSeq lists its product as uncharacterized. Lineage: Eukaryota; Fungi; Ascomycota; Sordariomycetes; Hypocreales; Nectriaceae. The transcript has 2 exons. Bases 1 to 627 code for a protein of 208 amino acids. The record is from RefSeq and is a predicted model, not a curated record.